Messenger RNA from Neltuma alba, 2493 nucleotides. Its product is annotated as C-terminal binding protein AN-like. The transcript is spliced from 7 exons. Gene Ontology annotation, molecular function: NAD binding. Gene Ontology annotation, biological process: microtubule cytoskeleton organization. The record is from RefSeq and is a predicted model, not a curated record. Lineage: Eukaryota; Viridiplantae; Streptophyta; Magnoliopsida; Fabales; Fabaceae. The coding region runs from base 90 to 1973 and encodes 627 amino acids.
CAGAGAUCACUCUGAAGUGGAGGGAGAAGACGACGGCGAUCUCUGCUUCUCUCACCAUCCACAACGCUGCUGUCAGAUCCCCUGCGCCAAUGUCCCACCACAACAACCAUACGCCUCCUCCUCUUGUGGUCACUCUCAACUGCAUCGACGAUUGCGCCUUGGAGCAGGAUUCCCUCGCCGGCGUUGCCACUGUCGAGCACGUUCCCCUCAGCCGAUUGGCCGAGGGCAAGAUCGAGUCGGCUUCCGCCGUCCUUCUUCAUUCCCUCGCCUACCUCCCCCGCGCAGCCCAGCGCCGGCUCCGUUCCUACCAGCUCAUCCUCUGCCUUGGCUCAGCCGACCGCGCUGUCGAUUCCGCCCUAGCCAAUGACCUUGGGCUUCGCCUCAUCCAUGUCGACACUUCCCGUGCCGAGGAGGUCGCUGACACCGUCAUGGCGCUCUUCCUUGGCUUGCUGCGCCGUACUCACCUCCUCUCUCGCCACGCCCUCUCGGCUUCGGGAUGGCUCGGCUCCGUGCAGCCGCUGUGCCGGGGAAUGAGACGAUGCCGCGGGCUGGUUCUGGGCAUCGUAGGUAGAUCUGCUUCUGCCCGGGCUCUGGCCACGCGCAGCCUGGCCUUUAAAAUGAACGUUCUUUAUUUCGAUGUUCAGCAGGAAAAAGGAAAAGUUGGUUGGCCUUCAAUAAAUUUCCCCCCAGCUGCACGAAGAAUGGAAACUCUUAAUGAUUUACUUGCUGCAAGUGAUCUUAUAUCUCUUCAUUGUGCUCUAACAAAUGACACGAUUCAAAUUAUCAAUGCUGAAUGUCUACAACAUGUAAAACCUGGAGCUUUUCUUGUGAAUACGGGUAGUAGUCAGCUAUUGGACGAUUGUGCUGUGAAGCAGCUUUUGAUUGAUGGAACCUUAGCUGGAUGUGCUUUGGAUGGCGCAGAAGGACCGCAAUGGAUGGAAGCAUGGGUAAAGGAGAUGCCUAAUGUGUUGAUACUUCCUAGAAGUGCAGAUUACAGUGAAGAAGUUUGGAUGGAGAUAAGGGAGAAAGCUAUAUCUAUCCUGCAGACUUACUUCUUUGAUGGAAUUAUUCCUAAAAAUGCCAUAUCUGAUGAGGAAGAAGAUAAUGAAGUAGGUGAUGAAAACGAACUAUCUGGUCAACUAGACAAAGAGCGUGCUCUGCAGAUCUGUGUUAGGGAGCCUACAGGUGAUAUUCUCUUAAGCCCUGAAAGCUCCCAAAAGAAAGAGGCUAAUCAUGUAAAAGAGUCUUCUGCCCGGCAUCAGACUUCUGGUUUGACUCAGAGCGGUACAGCUCGGUCUGAAGGAAGGCGAAGUAGGUCAGGUAAAAAGGCCAAGAAGAGGCAUUCCCGCCAAAAGGCCCAUCAAAAGUCAGAAGAUCCUGUAUUGGAGAAAGAAAGUACAUCUCACAGAGAAGAGGAUACGGCAAUGAGUGGCACUGAUCAAGCCUUGAGCUCCAGCUCUCGGUGUCCUUCUCCUGAAGGCUCAAGAAGUAGAAAAACUCCAUUGGAAUCUAUGCAAGAAUCAUCUACCAACCAACUCCUAAAGUCAAGCAUGAGGUUUAGUGGAAAGUGUAGUGAAGUUCUGAAAGAUGGAUAUAUUGUAGCACUAUAUGCAAGAGACCGUCCUGCCCUCCAUGUCUCCAGGCAAAGAGUUAAAGGAGGAGGUUGGUUUCUAGAUUCCAUGUCAAAUGUGUCAAAGAGAGACCCUGCUGCACAGUUCCUCAUCAUUUUCAGAAGCAAGGACACAAUUGGCUUGCGAUCUCUUGCUUCAGGUGGAAAGUUGCUGCAGAUAAAUAGAAGAAUGGAAUUUGUAUUUGCUAGUCAUAGUUUUGAUGUUUGGGAGAACUGGACGCUGGAAGGUUCCCUAGAGGAAUGUAGGUUAGUCAACUGUAGAAAUUCAUCGGCCGUUCUGGAUAUACGCAUUGAGAUUUUGGCUACGGUUGGCGAGGACGGAGUAACUCGCUGGAUUGACUAGCCUAGCCUAAUACGAGCAUUUAUUCUAUGGUGUGUUCUAAUUCAGAAUGACGAGCGAGCUUGUAAAUCAUUCCUGUCCGGCAACUACGAUUUUUUUUUUUUUUAACGUCUCUACGGAACGAGUGUAUUUCGUAAUGUAGAAUGGGGUGCUAUUUGUUUCCACAAGAAAUGGCUUUUGCUCUUUUCAGGAAAUUGAUGAUAUUUGAUUUGCGUGAUGAAUGGACCCGGCUUUCCUUUCGAGUUUGCAAAAGAACCAUCACACUAUAGAAAUUCUCUUUCCUCUUUAGGAAGAUGUACUCUUCGCUGCAUGUUUCCUUUCGAGGCCGGUUAAACUUCCUUGGUGGGAUCAUGUCUAUAAACUUUUUUAACCAUACUUUUGACACACGACUAGAUGUUGAUCUAGUUUAAAUUGGCAGAUUUAAAUUCUUACGGCAUGCGUUGAGGUCUUGUUUUCUUCAACUCUACAAAUAGCUUUUCCUGUACUAAUUAUCAUACAUUCUAAUAUAAGCAUAUUUUUCUAA